GGCUGUGUCCCCCCGGGCUGUCCCCAUGACACAGGUGACACUGCCCUGAGUGGGGCUGGUCAUCUUCUUCCAUCUCCUUCCUCCCUGCAGGGUACUGUGGCACCAUGGCCGCUGCUGGUGGGGAGAGGCCAUGAGGGCCGGGGCCAUGGUGUUGUUUGGGGGCUCCCUGAUGGGGUGUCAGCCUUGACAACAACAUGAAUUUCAAUGUCUGGAACAUCAAGGAGAUGCUGAGCACACCAACAGCCCUUGGGCCUAAUAAGUUUUCCAUGAGGAGCAGCACUGCCAGUGACUACUCGAGUCUGAGUGAUUCUCAGCUGCUCUUUGGCUCCCAGUUCUGCCCAGAGAAUGUGCAGUCAGCAGCAGCACCGCUGGAGCUGGGCACGCAGCCGGGACAGCAGAACUCCCAGGAUAGUGAGACCAGUAUUUUUACCAAAUACCAGACAAAACCACAGUUAUUUGAUGAAGAAACGAGAGAAAAAGGUUCUCUUAAUUUUGGUGCAGGAAGAAUGAAAAGUGUCUUGGAAAAUUUUGAAGUGAAUAAGAACAAAAUAAAGGAAAAAUAUGAUCGUGAAGUCCUAAGCUCCUUUAUUUCCAGCACCAAAGACAGGUUUCAAGAGCUGCAAGCGUCCUUGGAGAAGUUUGAAGAAAAGUUUGACUCCAAACUCAAAUCCAGUUUGGUUUGCCAAGAAACCUUUUCCAAGACAUUGCAAGAUGCUCUUCAAAGUCACUCCAGCUUGGUGCUGAAAGCUUUGACAGAUAAAAGCCAAAUGGAGCAGGCACUGCUGGAGAUGGAGAGGAGACUUGCAGCCAAAGAUGUGGAGAUUUUGGAUAUGAAAUCCAGUAUCCAGCAGCUGAAGCAGGGUCAGGAGUCACUGCCAGCCCAGCUGUAUGACCAGUUCCUGAAAGCGUGUAAAGAACUUGGCUUCCUGAACCUGUGUAAUACCACAGCUGAGCAGCACACACUUGUGUCUAGUGCCAGCCUGCCCCCUCCCAUGACAGAUAAGUCCGCCCAGACUUCCCCUGGGCUGUGCCAGCGCUGUGUCCUGAGUGAGGAGUACCCACACCGGCCAUGCUGCCCAUGCAAGGGAGCUUGCAGCUGCUCAGGCUGGUCUCACUGUGUGACAGUGGAGCAGCAACAUGGAGACUCCCCUGGAAGGAACCAGGUCACUAAAGAUGGCACAUCUAAGGGUGAUCAAAGCCCAGCCUCAGGUGAGAAAGCCAGCCCCAUUGCUACAGCAGUCUGUGGCAGAGCAAGCACCCUUUUACAGGAGGUGAAAUGCAGCUUGGAGACACAGAGCUGUGCUCCCCAUCUUUGCAUGUGCCAGGCUGGCAGCCACUUUCUGGGGAGUAGUCAGAAGAAACACUCUCCUGUACCACUGGAAAUGCCUCUACCAACCCCACUGAGGAAGGCGUUCAGGAGAGGCACUAGAGGGUUUAAACCCCUGACACCAUCACAGCAGCAGCAGCCUCAAGUUUGCCACCAUUCUGCACAGAAAGCUACACCUGGGAGAAAACACAGCAACUGGUCCACAGACCACAAGGUGGACAAGGCCGCAGUAGGGAACAAAACAAAACAGAGUCCAGGAAGGAUGUCCUGGAAAAAAGCAACAGGGAAAAAGACAACGUACUUCACUAAGAGGAAAGGUGAAUGCUCUGGAUGUCCUGAGAGUGGGCUGAAGCAGAGGAAGGCAAAUGGGAUUAUUGAGUUGGAAAGCUCCAGAAAAAAUUCCCUUCCCAGAUACUUGGUUGAUCUCAAUUCAGAAAACUCUGAUCCGGUUUUUGCAGCUCCCCAUCAGCAGAUCCUCAGCAGUGUUCAGCUGGGGCUUACAAAGAAAUUCCCACCAGUGCCACGCUCUGAUAAAAGCCUGCAACAACUUGCAAGCAGAAAAAAGAGAAGUCUUGAAAAUAAAAAAACAAUGAAUGUUUCCAGUGUGAAAAGGUACCUCUUGGAUUCCUCGCCGGAGGAGGAUGUACUUUCCCUGUGUAGCACAACAGGUGUAAAGCAAAUGAGCUGCUUCAGCCUCCAAAGCUCCUCAAGGUCCAAGAAACCACAUCCUGUCAAUCUGCUCAUUCAGCAGAACACAGCCUGUUGCUCUUUACUGUUUGAUUGUGAUUCUUCUGAUUGAAGGGGUUUAUUUCCUGUUUGGAGCCCUUAGUGCAGGAUGACCAUUUCAGUUGCAGUUUAUUAGGUGUGUUACCUGCUUAGUCAGAGGCAAGACUCAGGCCAGAUGCUUGAAAGUGCUAUUGCCCAGUUUGAGAUAUUGUAAGGGAUCUAAGCAGGGCUCUCCCCUGGCUUGGAAAGCUGAGGGGAUCUGUAUUGUUUUACUUCCUCGCUCCUGGCAGAGAUACCAUGGGCUUGAGUUACCACAGCCUUUACACAGCAGCGAAGUACCUGACAGUCCCAGGGAGGAGAGGACUGGCAGAGCAGAUGAUCAGCUCAGUCAGAUUUGGCACUGAGAUCUGCUGGAAACUCCUCAGCUAGAUCAAUAUAAUGCUGUCUCUGUGGCCAGAGACUUCACUGCUUCUCACUCAUAGUAUCUCUGUCGGUUUGUUCUGUAAAAGUUUAGGUUUUUAGUAGAGUAGUAUUGUUCUGGUUGAUUUCGACCAGGUUCAGGUUUGUCUCAGGAGUUGUUUGUGAACUUUGGGCAAGGACAGGUUUAACUGACCCAAACCCCAGCAUCUCAGGUUCGUCCACUAUUGUAUCUCUUCUCCUAACAGGCUAAAAUUCCUCAGUUUCAGAGAUUCCAGGAAGUUUUGUAUCUCUUGGCUGACUAAGGAACUCUCCAACAUACCCUUUUCAAGGGCAAUGGUUCUCAGACACCAAAGAUAUGACAGGCAGAUCCAGCAGAUGAGAUGUUGGACAGUCCCAAUUCCCACAGAGCAACUCUUUUCAGGGUACACAGCUGUGACUGUGGGCAGCUCCCACUGCUUCGGGCAUUUGUGUCAUGUUUGAUUUUUGAUCUGAAACUUCACCAGCAAAAGAAAUAUGUUGGUGUUGACAAGACCACAUUGCCACAAAUUCAAAUUAUCCAGCUUUGUCAUCCCAAGGAAAGUGGCUGGGAUCCCUUUUUUUUUUCUUUAAUAAACUCAUC
Molecule: messenger RNA, 3092 nt
Organism: Ficedula albicollis (Collared flycatcher)
Lineage: Eukaryota; Metazoa; Chordata; Aves; Passeriformes; Muscicapidae
Gene: IHO1
Product: coiled-coil domain containing 36
Exons: 7
Coding region: 195-2126 (643 amino acids)
Biological process (GO): homologous chromosome pairing at meiosis; meiotic DNA double-strand break formation; DNA recombination
Cellular component (GO): condensed nuclear chromosome
Source: RefSeq, a predicted model, not a curated record